GAAAAAGUAGUGGAAGACGAAGAGGAAAAUAGCAAAACUGAAAGCAAAGGUUCAGUGACGUGCGUUUGGCUUCACCCCAUCAAAGACACCAUCAUCUUUGCCGUCAUCGCCAACCAGUUUACAAAAUAUCACAAAAACUGCAACCAAUCUUUCAAAUCUGUGCCAAAGACUUACGCUAAACAUUUU
Messenger RNA from Medioppia subpectinata, 186 nucleotides. The record is from the annotation of a GenBank genome assembly. Lineage: Eukaryota; Metazoa; Arthropoda; Arachnida; Sarcoptiformes; Oppiidae.